Messenger RNA from Herpailurus yagouaroundi (jaguarundi), 2810 nucleotides. It is a transcript of the gene OR6A2, whose product is annotated as olfactory receptor family 6 subfamily A member 2. Lineage: Eukaryota; Metazoa; Chordata; Mammalia; Carnivora; Felidae. Gene Ontology annotation, cellular component: membrane. The record is from RefSeq and is a predicted model, not a curated record. The transcript has a single exon. Bases 1746 to 2729 code for a protein of 327 amino acids. Gene Ontology annotation, biological process: G protein-coupled receptor signaling pathway. Gene Ontology annotation, molecular function: olfactory receptor activity; G protein-coupled receptor activity.
AAUAUAUACCUGUAUCAAAUUGUCACAUAGUAUACCUUAAGCUUACACAAUGUUCUAUGUCAAUUAUCUCUCAACAAAGCUAGAAAAAAAGUCAUUAGCAGGUUGAAGUUUGAUAUAUGAAGUUUGAUAUUGUUCUCAGAGGAACGAGCUUGAAACUAAAAAGUAAGGAAACUCCUUGGGGGAAAUAGCACCCUGAUGUUUAGCUGACUCUCUCCUAUUCUCCUUUCUAAUCUCUGUACUCCCUUCCAAUGUAUGACCAUGUCGAGACAGUAGGGUGACAAUAACCCCAUGUGACUAUGUCUGCUUCUGUUGCACAUCAAAUCCAGAAGAGGCUUGAAAUUUUGAAAGGGCAAAUUUUAUUUUUGAUACCAAAGUAAACAAAGAGAGUACUCUACUGAAUGUAUGCUUUUUUAUUGGUCUUGUUACUGGCAAAAUAAUUAAACAAAGAGGUCAUUAGACUGAGAUGGCUCUCACGCCUUGGUUGCCUACUUAUUAAGCAAACCAAAACUUAAGCUAGAGUCAAUUGUAAAUGUGUUCAUAUCCAAGAAAAUAAAAUUUAAGAACAACCAAUCACAAACAGCCAAGGAAACUUUCCCAAGUAAGGCAACCACUUAAAUGUAGCUAAUCAAAUAAUGCCCUUGCCUUUCUUCUGAGUCUGCUCUAUAAAAGUCUUUCCAUUAGCUUCCGUCAAUAGAGCUCAGUUUACUGCUUUCCGUUUGGUGCUGCCCAAUUUAAAUCAAUGUUUCUCACAUAAACCCUUGAAACUUUCAAUAUGCCUCAGUUUAAUUUUUGACAAUACUCGAGAAGGGGGCUACUCUCAUUCCAAGAGAGCACAAAUUUCAGAACUGAUGGGAUUCUCAGUAUUUCUACCAUCCAGAAUACCUUCCUAAUAUAAUUUCAAGGUGCAUCCCAAGUCCUCCUCUAAGGGCAGGUUUUGUAGAAGUUUCAAUCCAGAGAUGCUGUGACUUCUUGGGUUCUACAAUGUUCCUUCUUUCUUGUAGUAUGGAGUUGCUUCUGUAGCUGAGCCCCAAAGAUCCUCUCCCCUGGAUAUAAAUCCAGGACGGAUCUUAUAGUCCCUCCUUUGUGUUGCCCGAAUAUUUUCGAAGCUCUGAGGUCCUGACUUCCUGGUUCCAUCUCUUACUAUCUGUGUGAUCUGGAACAUGUUACUUAAUCUCUUUAUGCCUCGGUUUUCUUAGAUGUUAAGUGGCGUUAAAAUCAUACUAACUCACAGCAUUCUUCUGAAGAUUAAGUGAAUUAAUAUCUGCAAAUAUUUUAAAACAAAGUCCAUACAAUUAAUGCAUAGCAAAUACUCAAUUGUUUUACAUGUUUAGUACUGUUAUUCCUCCAUUGUGUAACUUAUUUCCUCAAAACAGAGUCACAAUCUAGCUCACAAACUCUCACUUUAGGGCAGCCUAGACUCUCUUACUACUCUAUUUGGUUUUUAUCUAUAUUCUUCAGUAACCAACUAGUGUCACUUUUACAAGUAUUUAUCAGUAUAUUCUUCUCCAAGGGCCAGAACAGACUCUGACCCUAUUCCCAGUAUGAAGUAGCUCAUUUUUGUUUACUUUUGUCUUAGCUCAUUUCCAGAUUACAGCAGAAAGUGACGUCCUCAGUUUGGUGGUGAAUCACACGCAUACAAACAUUCUGUCAAUAUAAACCCACCACAAGAAAGCCUGGGUUCUUGUUGCUGCCUCCUGAAGGCCCUCUGUUCUCUCUCCUAAAGAUCAGUGGGCAAGACUGACAUUAUGGAGCAGAGGAAUCAGAGUGGGAGGGUAAGUGAGUUUGUGUUGCUGGGCUUCCCGGCUCCUGCGCCACUGCGAGCACUUUUAUUUGCCCUUUCUCUGCUGGCCUAUGUGUUGGUGCUGACUGAAAACACACUCAUCAUUAUGGCAAUUAGAAACCACCCCACCCUUCACAAACCCAUGUACUUCUUUCUGGCUAAUAUGUCCUUCUUGGAGAUCUGGUAUGUUACUGUCACUAUUCCCAAGAUGUUAGCUGGAUUUGCUGGGUCCAAACAGAGCCAGGGACAGCUAAUCUCCUUUGAGGGCUGCAUGACCCAGCUCUAUUUUUUCCUGGGACUGGGCUGCACUGAAUGUGUCCUUCUUGCUGUUAUGGCCUAUGAUCGCUAUGUGGCCAUCUGCCAUCCUCUCCACUAUGCUGUCAUUGUCAGCGGUCAGCAGUGUGUGCAGCUUGCAGCUGGCUCCUGGGCUGGAGGUUUUGGUAUCUCCAUGGUCAAAGUUUUUCUCAUUUCUCGCCUCUCCUACUGUGGACCCAACAUCAUCAACCACUUUUUCUGUGAUGUCUCCCCAUUACUCAAUCUUUCAUGUACUGACAUGUCAACAGCAGAGCUUACAGACUUUGUUCUGGCCAUUUUUAUCCUGCUGGGGCCACUCUCUGUCACUGGGGCCUCCUAUAUGGCCAUCACUGGUGCUGUGGUACGAAUUCCCUCGGCUGCUGGGCGCCAUAAAGCCUUUUCCACCUGUGCCUCUCACCUCACUGUUGUGAUCAUCUUCUAUGCAGCCAGUAUCUUCAUCUACGCCCGGCCAAAGGCACUCUCAGCUUUUGACACCAACAAGCUGGUUUCUGUACUCUAUGCUGUCAUUGUACCUUUGCUCAACCCCAUCAUUUACUGCUUACGCAAUCAAGAGGUCAAGAGAGCCCUACGCCAUACGCUACACCUAUACCAGGGCCAGGAUGCUAAGCGCAGGAAAGCAAGCAGAGAUGGGUAGAAAAUGCUCUUAAACUUGGCAUCUAUAUCUUCUAUGAAGUCCAGAGGAGUUCUUAUGCCCUAAAUUAAGGACUAGGGCUCA